AUGAUCCAACACCCUGUUCUUGGAGGCAACAAUGGUGGAGCCGAAGUCAACACAAACCCACAAAAGUCAACACCUUUAUUACCCCCUAUAAACAGAGGAACCACUCACAUAUUCUACAAAACUCGAAUAUGUCAGAAGUUUCUAGAAGGAAACUGUAGAAAUGGUGACAGCUGUACUUUUGCUCAUGGCUCUAAAGAUUUACGUGAACCCCCACCUAAUUGGCCAGAUCUUGUUAAAGAUAACCGAGGGCAAAAUUGGAAUGAUGACCAAAGAAUCAUACACCAAAUGAGGAUAUGUCACAAGUUUGUCAACACAGGUGAAUGCCCUUAUGGAGAAAAAUGUAAUUUCCUCCAUGAAAAUCCUGCAAAAUUCAAGGCUCAAACAGAAAGAACAAGAGAUAGUUCUGUGAUCAAGAUUCAGACUUUGGUUGACCGUGGUCAACCCAAUGGAAGUCAACAACGGUUGCAUAAUAAUAUUAAUAACAUGAAUGCUAUUAAAGUUAGUACUUUGAGUAGUGAUCCUAAUGCUACAUUUUGGAAAACUCGAAUUUGUAGCAAAUGGGAAACAACAGGGCAAUGUGUAUUUGGAGAUAAAUGUCAUUUUGCUCAUGGGAUUUCAGAAUUAAACACACCGGUUGCACGCGUGGAGGUUCAAGGUUUCAUUGCCGCCAGUUCGGCUGAACUGCCGCCUAGUAAUUCUGCCAUGGCUGGUCCUUUAGAACAAGGUGAAGGAAGGGGGUUUGCAAAGUUGAGAUUAUCAAAUAAGAAGAUCAACCGAAUUUAUGGAGAUUGGAUUGAUGAUGAAGAAGAUGAGCAAGAUUAUUAAGUAUGAGCCAGAAGACCAACAAUCUAGUUAUCUUUUAUAUACAUGAUGAUUGAUUGAUCUUUUAUGGUGUUUUGUUUAAUUAGAUGAAAAGCGAUUUUAUGUCAAAUAUGUGGGAUUUGAUGAUUCUUUCUCCCAAAGGGAUGAAACUCGUAUACAUGUCUUUUUUGCUAUUGCUCUAUUUAUAGAAAACUACAAGAA
Lactuca virosa is the source of this 1023-nucleotide messenger RNA. NCBI's taxonomy places the organism in Eukaryota, Viridiplantae, Streptophyta, Magnoliopsida, Asterales, Asteraceae. The record is from the annotation of a GenBank genome assembly.